Vidua macroura (Pin-tailed whydah) is the source of this 1180-nucleotide messenger RNA. RefSeq names its product lipoyl(octanoyl) transferase 2 (gene LIPT2). Lineage: Eukaryota; Metazoa; Chordata; Aves; Passeriformes; Viduidae. Gene Ontology annotation, biological process: protein lipoylation. The transcript is spliced from 2 exons. The record is from RefSeq and is a predicted model, not a curated record. Gene Ontology annotation, cellular component: mitochondrion. Gene Ontology annotation, molecular function: lipoyl(octanoyl) transferase activity. The coding region runs from base 50 to 760 and encodes 236 amino acids.
GGGCCGCGUCCCCGCGCUGUCCCCGCGCUGUCCCCGCGCUGUCCCCGCCAUGUCGCGGCGGGCGGUGCGGGUGCUGCGGCUGGGCGCGGUGCCGUACGCCGAGGCGCUGCGGGCGCAGGAGCGCUGCGUGGCGGCGGCGCGGGCGGCGCGGGGCCCGGCGGCGGGCCGGGGCGGCGCGGAGGCGCUGCCGGCCGAGAGCGUGGUGCUGAGCGAGCCGGCGCAGCCCGUGUACGCCUGGGGGCUGCGGGGCGCGCCGGGCGCGGCGGCGGCCGCGGCGCUGCGGGCGCGGGGCGCGGCGCUGGUGGCGGCGCGGCGCGGCGGCCACAUCACCUUCCACGGCCCCGGGCAGCUGCUCGCCUUCCCCGUGCUCGACCUGCGCCGCCGCCGGCUCCCGCUCCGCGCCUACGUGGCCGGGCUGGAGGCGCUGGUGCUGCGGCUGUGCCGCCGCCUGGGGCUGGGCGCGGCCCGCGCCCUGCCGCCGCCCUUCACCGGGGUCUGGAUGGGCGACAGCAAGCUCUGCGCCAUCGGUGUGCACUGCGGGAACCACAUCACCUCGCACGGGCUGGCGCUGAACUGCUGCACCGACCUCUCCUGGUUCGAGCACAUCGUCCCCUGCGGGCUGGAGGGCAAGGGCGUCACCUCGCUCAGCCGCGAGCUGGGCCAGCACGUCGCCGUCAGCCAGGUCCUCGAGCCCUUCCUCGACUCCUUCCAGGAGGUGUUUGACUGCACUUUGGUCUCUUCAGAGGACCCUGGGGAUUAGGAUUGUCCUGGUGCCUUGGCCGGGUGUUUUGGCAGAGCCACGGCGCAGCCGGCUUUGUUUGGGGCCUCUGUUGUGAGAUAACUGCUUGUGCCUUGGCCUGUGGACUGUGAGUGGGCCGUGGCACGGGGUUUCAGGCUGCUGCUCGACCAUCCAAACCUCCACUGGGGCUGUCCUCUCCAGCCCUGUGAGUCUCCAUCCCUCGGCUGAGACCUCCAUGGGUACUGCUUGCUGGGGAAGUACCCAAACAGGUGCUUUUGUGGGGUUUUUUUCUGCUUUUUGCCCCACAAAAAUUAAAGGUUUGUGUGAAUGCUCAUGAAUUCACGUGAAUUCUCAUGAAUUCAUGUGGGUCGAGCAUCCUUCCCUUGCUGACGGGUAAAGAGAGGCAGAUUUUAUAUAUAAAGAGAGUUGCUGGGAACUUUG